Molecule: messenger RNA, 5433 nt
Organism: Aedes albopictus (Asian tiger mosquito)
Lineage: Eukaryota; Metazoa; Arthropoda; Insecta; Diptera; Culicidae
Exons: 3
Coding region: 1-5433 (1810 amino acids)
Biological process (GO): DNA integration
Molecular function (GO): nucleic acid binding
Source: RefSeq, a predicted model, not a curated record
AUGGCGGAAGAAGCGAAGACCUGUGAUGAGUGGCUGCAGAAGAAGCAAAAUGUGAUGGAUUCAGUAGCGUUGCUGGAAUUCUAUGUGAAGAAUUUCGACAAGGAAGAGGCCAGAAAGGAGCAGGUAGAAGCUUGGGCGGAGAAGCUUGAGCGGUUCUACGACGAAUUCCAUCAGGUAGCUGUCAAGAUUGAGGCCUUAUCCACGGAAGAGAAUCCCAUCGACUUGAAAGGUGAGCGUCAAAAAUUUGAUUCCCGAUACUAUGUUUUGCGUGCAUUCUACCUGAAGCAGAUUGCGAAGGCUGCCAGUUCCUCGUCCUCCAGUCGCUCCCCAUCUCUUCAGCCAUUGAACGUUCGGCUUCCGGAGCUGAAUCUCCCUAAGUUUAGUGGUCGUUUGGAGGACUGGUGCGUCUUCCGCGAUUCCUUCCAGUCUGCUAUCGGUUCUCGGAGUGAUAUCGGUCCCGUUGAGAAGCUGCAUUACCUGAAAGGUCUUGUUCAGGGUGAAGCGGCCCGUAUUCUUGACCCGAUCAAGGUCAGCGAGCAGGGUUACAAGGACGCUUGGCGGGCACUUACGCUGCGAUUCGAAAACAAGCGGCAGCUCAUCAAGUGUCACAUUCGAACGCUCUUUGACACUCCAGCGAUGCGUCAAGAAUCCGCCGAAGAUCUUCUGGCGCUGGUCGAUCGCUUCGAACAGCAAAUCUCCGUAUUGAAGAGUUUGGGUGAACCAGCCGACAAGUGGAGUUCCUUACUGGUUUAUCUGCUGACAGUCCGCCUCGAUUCGUGUACGCUUCGAGAUUGGGAGAACCACUGUGCCAAACUCGACGCCGACAACAUCGCUUCUGUUCUGGGAGGAACCGCUUCGACAUCCAGCGCAACGGAUGACUCGACCUCCAUGCCAUCGUACGUCCAGAUGGUGAAUUUCCUCCAGAACUAUGCUCGAGUCCUGCACGCAGUUUCCCCGGCCACAUUCGCUCUCUCUCCUCGCAACAAGCCCAAGCUUCCGCCUAAAUCAGCCGCAUUCCCAGUCGCAGCGCCGCCGAAGAUCGCAUCCAGUUCAACGUCUUCGAGUUCCAGUGUCAGAAAGUCGGAGAAGCCGUGCGAGAAGUGUGGACAGGGGCACUACCUGUACCACUGUCCGGAAUUCCAGAAGUUGGACAUCGCGCAACGGACCGACCUGGUGAAACAAAAAAACAUCUGCUUAAAUUGCUUGCGCUCCUCCUCCCAUUUCGCCCGAACCUGUUCGAGCUCCCGCUGCCGCGUCUGCUCCCGAAAACACCACACGCUGCUUCACACGGACAGCAGCGAUACAAAGUCCACGUGCAGCACCCAAUCUGAAGAAUCUACCUGCUGCGUUGCUGUCGAAGAGAUGCUUCCCGUUUCGUCAAAUCCAGCGCAUUCGAAGUCCGCUCCACGAAUUCCAGCUCAGCAACCGUGUACGCCCAGUACUUCUAUCGCGUCCUCUCUCCGUGUUCACGACAUUUCCGGGAAUCCCCAGUGCGCUUUGGUCUCGCAAUCCCAAGCCGUGAUCCCUGGAACCGUUUUCCUUCCAACUGCGCUCGUGAACAUCCGCAGUAGUAGAGGUCGCAUCGUUACCGCACGGUGUUUGCUAGACUGUGCAUCCCAACGAAACUUCGUGUCUGCUGGACUUUGCGAGAAGCUUCAACUACCACGAACUCGUCUGCCACAGCCGAUUACUAUCAGCGGAAUUGGCAACACCACCACGCGCGUAGAGCAUGAAGUGUGCGUGAGCGUCUCUUCUCGUAUUUCAUCGUUCUCCGUGAAGUGUUCGAUGCUGAUUCUUCCGUCGAUCACCGUGAAGCUUCCACAGUUCUCCGUCGACACCCGUCAAUGGUCGAUACCACAGCACGUCGACCUCGCCGAUCCUACUUUCGCGGUCACCAGUAACAUUGACAUGAUCCUGGGUGCCGCACAUUUCUUCCGUGUCCUUCGUUACGGCCGAAUCUCUCUCGGCAACGAUCUUCCGCUGCUCCAGAACACCGAAUUUGGAUGGGUCGUCUCUGGAGAAUGCAUGCUGGAAAACCACGACCACGAAGAUCCCCGUGACUGCCAGUUCAGCAAUCCCUGCACAAUCGAUGAGUUGGUCAACCGCUUCUGGCAGCUAGAAGAAGUGCAGCAGUCAAAAGGCUGGUCUCCGUUCGAACGGUACUGCGAAGAACACUCCGUCAGACACACCGUCCGAAAUGCAGAUGGUCGCUACGUCGUCAAGCUCCCAAAGCGAGAAGAGUUGCUUCCCCAGUUAGAGGACAAUUGGUACAACGCCACGCGGCGGUUCUACUCCUUGGAACGAUCGCUUGCCAGAGAUCCAGAGAAGCACGCCAUGUACCAGAAGUUCGUCCAUGAAUACCAAGCUCUCGGACACAUGCGGAAAAUUGAUCCCAACGAGCGAGACAGCAAACCUCGCUACUAUCUUCCCCAUCACGCAGUCAUUAAGAUGGACAGCACUACUACCAAGCUCCGAACCGUCUUCGAUGCAUCUUGCCGGUCGAAAUCCGGUUUGUCCCUCAACGACGUUCUCCUCGCUGGCCCUACCGUCCAAGACACCCUUGUUACGAUCGUCAUUCGCUUCCGAAUCUUCGAAUUCGUCGUAUCGGCGGACAUCGAAAAAAUGUACCGCCAGGUGUUGGUAUCGGAACAAGAUCAGCCGCUGACUCGAAUAGUGUGGCGCGAUCAUCCGGAUCUUCCUCUGAAGAUUUACCAGCUACUCACCGUCACCUAUGGCACCAGUUGUGCCCCGUUCUUGGCGAUCAGGGUGUUGCAGAAGCUUGCCGACGACGAAGAACAGCGAUUCCCGCUGGCAGCUCGUGCGCUCCGCCGUGACUUCUACGUGGACAACCUGCUCACUGGCUCCAACGACACUUCAUCUCUCGCCGCUACCUGCAAGCAGCUCAUCGCAAUGCUGGCUUCUGCAGGCCUUCCGCUUCGGCAAUGGUCGUCCAACAACCAGACUGUGCUCAACGCCAUUCCGCCGGAGCUCCGGGAGACUGAAACGCUGCUCGAUUUGGACCAUGAAGCCUCCGUCACCACGCUGGGAUUACGCUGGGAGCCUGCUACCGAUUUUCUGUCCUUCAAGCAGCCGAAGUGGAAGGAAUAUUCCACACUCACGAAGCGGGAGAUUCUGUCGCAAAUCAGCAGUUUGUUCGACCCGCUUGGACUUAUUGGUCCGACUAUCUCGAAGGCAAAAAUCCUUCUCCAAGGCUUGUGGAAGCUCCACCUCGACUGGGACACACCAGUUCCUCCGGCAGUCGUCAGUGAGUGGCAGGACAUUCAACAGAAAUUCGCCGGUCUUGUGCACCUGCGGAUUCCCCGGCAUGUCCUCAGCCCCGGUUACGCCCGCCUGGAAGUUCAUGGUUUCAGUGACGCUUCGGAGGCCGCCUACGGUGCUUGCUUGUUUCUCCGUUCCAUCUCAUCAGAUGGAUCCUGCUCUGUUCGGCUGCUCAUGUCGAAGUCAAAGGUGGCACCAGUCGACACGAAGUCAAUUCCGCGCUUAGAGCUCUGCGCGGCUCACUUGCUCGCCAAACUCCUAGUCCAUGCCAUGGAUUCCGUCGAGAUUUCCGCCACGGUCUACCUGUGGACAGACUCCACCAUAGUGCUUGACUGGCUCGCCGCAACACCGUCAUCGUGGAAGACGUUUGUGGCAAAUCGCGUGGCUGAAAUCCAGGAACUCACCACACACGCGGUUUGGAGUCACGUUCCGUCAAAGAACAAUCCGGCCGACCUCAUCUCUCGCGGUAUGACCCUCGACGAGCUCACAGCGCACUCCCUUUGGUGGCACGGACCAGCCUGGCUUGAAGCACUGGACAUUCCGUGGCCAGCCAAGUAUGCAACGUCGAAAUCCACCAACCUCGAAGCCGCAAGAUUGUCGCCCUUCCCACCGUCGAAGAUGACCCGUCUCUUGAUCUGGUUCUCCGCUACUCAAGUCUCCGUUCACUGCUUCGGAUCGGCGCCAUCAUUCGUCGGUUCUGCUCAACAUGAGCAUUUCGAGAAGGAACUGUGCCAACUCUCCUCGACUGGGAAGAUAGACCGAAAAUCCAAACUUCGGUUCCUGACUCCACAGUUGGUGGAUGGUGUGAUCCGCCUCGGCGGCCGGUUGCAUAACGCUUCUAUACCAAACGACGAGAAGUGUCCUAUCCUUUUACCGGCCAAGCAUCGUUUAACCGACCUCAUCGUGACAAGAGAGCACCAGAAGACACUCCACGCAGGUCCUGGGUUGCUGCUAUCGUCCCUCCGCCAGAAGUACUGGCCUCUUGGCGGCCGGAAUCUGGUUCGAAGGAUCGUCCACCGGUGCGUGACGUGCGCCCGCGCUCGACCAAAUCCGCUCGAGCAGCUGAUGGGCCAACUUCCUCCGAUACGAGUCACUCAGGCGUACCCUUUCGAAAACGUGGGCAUCGAUCUCGCCGGCCCGCUCUACGUGCGCCCGUUCACCAGAAGCCGCAACUCCCCACUAGCCAAGGUGUACAUUGUCGUGUACGUCUGCCUCGUGACAAAAGCAGCUCACCUCGACCUUGUUUCCGACCUCACCACUGAAGCGUUCAUCGCGAGCCUCCGGCGUUUCACCGGCAGGAGAGGUAAACCAGCGCGCAUCUACUGCAACAAUGCCACCAACUUCGUUGGUGCUACAAGGGAGUUGAAGGAGCUCCGCAAGUUGUUUCUGUCCCAACAACACAAAGAGGCCGUAGAACGCGAGUGUGGGGAUGAUGGAAUCCAGUUCCAUUUUAUUCCGCCGCGAUCACCAUCCUUCGGUGGCAUCUGGGAAGCUUGCGUGAAAUCCGUCAAGACCCUGCUGCGCAAAAUCCUUGGCAAUGCCCACCUCACGGAAUCGGAACUCCAAACCGCUCUCGUGCAGGUUGAGGCAAUGCUGAAUUCACGUCCUAUCACUCCGCUUCCGAUUGGUAGACCGCUGAACGCGGUGCCCGAUCCCGACCUUCAGGACAUCCCAGAAAACCGCCUCUCACGCUACCAAAGAGUACAGCAGCUCGUUGGACAUUUCUGGUCUCGGUGGCACAAGGAAUACCUUGCCACCCUGCAAAUCCGGUACCGUUGGACUGAAGCGCUCGACAACCUCGCCGUCGGCUCCAUCGUCGUCCUCAAGGAGGAGAAGAUUCCGCCACUCAAGUGGCCUCUCGGACGGGUGAUCAGCGUCCAUCCCGGCUCCGACGGACGAGUUCGUGUCGCCACGGUGCGAACCAGUAACGGUACGACCCAGCGUGCCGUCUCAAAGCUGUGCCUUCUCCCGGUCGAAGUUGAUCCGGCCACCGUCGUCAUUGAUGCCCCGCAUUCGCCAGACCUUCGAAGAUCCCGGCCAGUGCAACACGUGGCCGAAGGGGGCCGCGCCCGUCAAUUCCGCGCCCCAGACAGGGCAGAAGGCAGCAGCGAACAGCAACAGUUUUUUCCCGCUUACGGUGACGACCGCGAGUGA